This is a messenger RNA of Plutella xylostella (diamondback moth), 1024 nucleotides long. Its product is annotated as esterase AGAP003155. Gene Ontology annotation, biological process: response to retinoic acid. Gene Ontology annotation, cellular component: nucleus; cytoplasm. Gene Ontology annotation, molecular function: hydrolase activity. The record is from RefSeq and is a predicted model, not a curated record. Lineage: Eukaryota; Metazoa; Arthropoda; Insecta; Lepidoptera; Plutellidae.
UGACAGUUUGUAAAUUCAGCCGGAGCGGUACGCUAUCGUUUUGUUAAAAUUGGAAAAAUACUAAGAAAACAUUAAUUAUAAAUUGGUUAACAUUUUCUACAGGCGUAGAAAUAUAUGGCAUAGAAUUACUAAUCUAACUCAUCCCAAAAAGUAUCUUACAAUAAUGUCUGACCAAAAUUCUAACCACGAAGAACCCAACUCUAACCAAGAAGAUCCGCCGAAAAAUAAUGAAACAGAAACUGAAAAGCCCAAGAAAUUGAAAAUAUUAGCAUUUCACGGCUAUCGACAAAACGGUGCUGUUUUCAGGGGGAAAAUUGGAUCUUUCCGUAAGGCGGUUAACAAAUACGCUCAGUUGACUUUUAUAUCAGCUCCUCACCGAGUAGUGAAUGAUGAUGGAACUGGAGACGAAGAUAGUAGAUCCUGGUGGUUUAAUGCAGAAGACAACACAUUCAGUGGCAAAUGCCUUGGAGGCCCAGCACUGGGGUUCGAAGACACUCUGCGACUGAUUGAGAAUACUGUGAAGGAACAUGGACCUUUUCACGGGUUCAUGGGCUUUUCACAAGGUGCCUGCCUUGUUGGCAUUCUGGCUGCCAUGCAGCAGAAAGGAUACCUUCCAUACACCUUCAAGUUUGCAAUAUUUUCAUCAGGAUUUCGCUCAGGCAGUUUAGUUCACAAAGGAUUUUAUGACGAGGACAUUGACUUGCCAUCUCUGCAUGUUUAUGGAGAAAGUGAUUCUAUAAUACCUAAAGAAAUGUCAGAAUCCUUGAUCACCUUGUUCAAAAACCCAGUAGUGGCAGAGCAUUCCGGAGGUCAUUAUGUGGCCUGUUCUGGAUCCAUCAAGGACGCAUAUUUAGACUUUCUCCAUGAUGUGUACGAAGACUUGCUGAAAAAUGAAGAAUCAGAAGUUACUGAAGAUUCCUAAUUAAGAUAAUAUGGUUUGUUUCAAUAAUUGGACCAUAAAAUUGUAAAUGAUAAGUGUGAGUGUGAUACUGAUAAGGUAACUUGAGUAAAUAUUUUAAAAUAU